AAGUAUUCCAUUCCAGCUUUACAAAGAAAACUAAAGUGAGAGGUGUAACAACCAUGAAGUGUCAUAUGAUCAUUUUUUUUCUCAUCUUGGGAUUAUGCUACUGCUUCACAUCAAAUGUUUUUGCUGGUGCACCCUAUGAGGAUGAUAUCUGCAUACAGGAAUCACUGAGAGCUAGUGAUGCUGAUUUCUGUAGUGGAGGCUUAAAAGUGAUAUUUCCUGAACUUGGAGAUGUUGCUUGCAGCAUUAUACCUUUUUGCCACCAGUACAGAGAGAGAAUUAGUCACCAUUUAGGAAAACCAAAGGUCCAGCUACCUCAGGCAAAUAAGGCAAAGAAAUACGUUCUGAUUAUGGUAGACCCAGAUGCUCCGAGUCGCAACAGUCCCACGCGAAAAUUCUGGCGACACUGGCUCGUCACUGACAUCCCUGGCAGCAGUCUGUUGAAUGGUUUGGCUGAAGGAAAAACGCUUUCAGAUUAUAAACCUCCAACUCCACAGCAAGGAACUGGCUUUCACCGAUAUCAGUUUUUGGUAUUUGACCAACCUACAGAUAAGAUUCUUCAACUUAGUCCAGAAGAAGAAAAGUCAUUAGGAAACUGGAACCUGGAAGGCUUCAUCAAGAAGUUCAGCCUGGGUUCUCCACUGGCAUCAACACAAUUCCUGACUCAAAACUCAAAUGACUAAUCAGAUUAGGCCCAUCUCACGCUGAGGUCACUGCCUCCACAAAGCAUGAAUCUUUUACUAUGGUGGUGUCCCUCUAUCCCAAAAGAGAACAGUCCUCCUCUUCAAGCUUUUUCAUCAUCCUGCCCAACGCCUCUCACCAACUCCGUUGCAGAUUGUUUUUCUUUACUUAGCACCUGAUUUUAAAAAUAAACUGUAUUUUCUGCUGCAGA
Molecule: messenger RNA, 889 nt
Organism: Polypterus senegalus (gray bichir)
Lineage: Eukaryota; Metazoa; Chordata; Cladistia; Polypteriformes; Polypteridae
Product: phosphatidylethanolamine-binding protein 4
Exons: 7
Coding region: 54-680 (208 amino acids)
Source: RefSeq, a predicted model, not a curated record